AUGGAGAGAUACAGCAACGGCCGGCUCUCGGACUACAUCGAUAUGCAUGGUCCCUUCCUGCUGGCACGGGGUGACGUGCUCGCGAUUUGCUUACUCUCCGCCGUGGCCUUCUUGCACAGCAAGAAGAUCCUCCACAGGGACAUUCGCCCAGAGAAGAUCCUCUUGAAUGAUGCUUUGGAACCUAUUUUGGUCGAUCUAGGUUUAGAGACAUUGCAGACAGAGGCGCAGUUGGUGAACCUAGUUGAGCCGACGGAGCUGGGUGUGCCGGGCGACACCGUACCCCAUCGCGAGCUCCGCGUGGGCGUGCUCUCCUUGGUCUUGCUGGCGGCUAUUGUGGCUGCGGAGCCUACAGCUCUUCUAGACCCUUGGGACGGCGAUUGUAACAAGGACGACGGCGUAGCACGACGUGGACCGGACGACGUGGACAAUCUUCCAUCUCAAUGGCACGUGUUGAGCAGCAGCAAAAAUUGCACCAAGCAAUUUGCAAGCUUCUACACCCAGGUGGUGACCUAUGCGGAGUCGCAGAGGCAGCUCUUCAGCGACUUCUUGGGUGAGCUGUCAGACCGGUGGGUCGUCAACUUCACCCAGGUCCUUAUGCAGGUCUUGUCGCUUUGUAUCCAUCAGCUCCAGAACCUUCCCACCGAAGAGGCCCUCGAGGUUCAGGAUCAGGAGCAACUCCGCGACCAGAACAUUGGUGGAUGGGUUGGGAGCCUUGGGCGGAGCUCCUUAGAGGCAGACCAGGCAGCCUUUGAGUGCUUGGAGAAGUCCGAUAGCCGAGAAGAGGAUUUCUGUGUCCAGCGUAGCCAUUCGGUGGAGUCGAUGGAAGCCGUACGCUUCGAGGAGCCGCUGAAGGACUUGAACCCCAACCUCGCGGGCAAACUCGGGGUCGGCAAGUGGAAUUUUGAUGGCCUUGAAGCAGUCCAACAGCACCCCAGCAUCCUGAGGAUCGUGGGCACGGAGCUGCUUCAACAUUUUUCCUUUGUCUCUAGAAGCGCCUUGGGGAUCUUCCUCACCAAGCUCGAGGCUGCUUACAAUCCAGAGGUGCCAUACCAUUCCAACGCUCAUGCAGCAGAUUGCGCGAACUCCUUUGAGGUGAUGCUCAGCAAUUCGGGCCAAGACCCGCACCCCUUGAGGAUCGCCUCGUGCUACAUUGCAGCCUUGGGGCACGAUAUGGGGCAUCCAGGAGUCAACAACGCCUUCAUGGUGAACUCCCGACAAGACUUGGCAUUGACCUACAACGAUCGCUCUGUGCUGGAGAACUACCACGCUGCGGAACUGGAGCGGCUUUUGGUUUCGCGACGGGUGUUGGCGUUGCCCAAAGCGCUUGAACAGAAGGAGCGUCAGGUGAGAAUCGCCUACAUCCUGAGUACUGACAUGUCCAAGCACAUGCAGGACUUGGGCGACUUCCGAUUGAAGUUGGGCUGUAAAGACUUCGACCCCUUGGGGAAUCCGGCGGAUCAGCAGCUCAGCACCAUGUGGCUCUUCCGGGCUGCGGACAUCGCGCACAGCGCGAAGCCCUGGGCGAUCCAUCGGAAGUGGUCCAUGCGCGUCGUCCAGGAGUUUCAUGAGCAAGGUGAUCGUGAGCGAAUUUUAGAUUUACCCCUUUCGCCCUUGUGCGACCGAGAGCACUUCGAGCUUGCCAAAUCACAGACCGGCUUCUUGCAGUUUGUGUGUAUCCCGCUGUGGCAGGAGUUAGUUCGCUUGGAGACGCUGGUCCAAAACGGCUUGCAGCCGGUGAUGCCCAGGAAGUCCAUGUCCUUGAACCCGCCGAGCGCAUAUGCACACGCGGCGCACGCGGCGCACGAGUCCCGGGAAUCCAAUCGAAGGCGACAGGUGGAGCCGCUGAACUUGAUGCCAGAGCUAAGGGAGUCACACACCAUGAGCAUGGGUGAGACCGAUCCUAGCGGGCCGAAGCUCAACCACUCCUCCAGCUUUCAAUUGGGUGUGGCGGUUCGGCUGCUAGCGGAGUGUCAGGACAAUUUGCUGGCAUGGCAAAACUUGCAAAGCCUGCCCAAUGCCGUGAACGAAGAGCCAUGA
This is a messenger RNA of Durusdinium trenchii, 2037 nucleotides long. NCBI's taxonomy places the organism in Eukaryota, Dinophyceae, Suessiales, Symbiodiniaceae. The record is from the annotation of a GenBank genome assembly.